ACCAGAAGCAAGUCCCUGUGUCCCUCGUGUCUCGACCCCUUCACCUGCAUCCCCUUCUCCAUCCGCGUCUCUCCCCUUCAUCCCCAACUCAAACUCCUAAAACACCUGUGACCAACAAGUCCGCAAAUCCCCCCCAAAACCCAAGAUGGUGGUAUUCUGCCUCUCGUCCUCUUGGAGGCAUUGCACUUGAUUGCAUUUUGAUUUCCAACUAUUGAUUUGACGGCAAAUCCCAGAUUUAUCACGGCCGCACCUCUCAACCAGCCCGCUCUCUCUGCGAUCGAUUAGCCUAACUGCAUCCCCGCCUGCGCCAUUUCGCCCUGGCUUCUUCGCUCUUCCGCUGCCGUACAUCACCCUCUCGCCACCUUUUGACGUCUUCUUACUUCCUCCUCUUCCUUCCAUCUUUCCAUCGUUGGGCUCAUUCUUUGAGCGAUGCGUCCUGGCGGAGAAACGCUGCAAUAUGACAGACUCACGAUGACCUUUCAAACCUCCCUUUAUCCUACCACGCCAUUAUCCUCCGAUCCGACCUCCGUCCCUUCCUCACCCUCCUUCGCCGGGCAUGAUGACUGGCGGGAAGGGCCUUCACUUCCUUUCAGACCCCGUCCCGAUGGCUCACCUACCUCGAUUGUCAUAAAUAUCAGUGAUGGCGGUGCAACUGGCCGCGGCAUCCUUAUCGGGCUAUUAUCUGCGUUUGGUUCCGCUGGUGUUGCGGUGCUUGUUCUUGCAAUCUUCUUUUUCUUCAGAUAUACAUCUCGUGGCCGUAUCCUGUUAGACCGGAUAGGCCGGCCCGGCGAGUUCGACGAUGAGCAAGCCUUUGCGCAGGAAGAGGCCGAGGCCUUGGAGACGAUGGACGAGUUGCAGAGGGCCGAGUAUUUAAGAGCAAAAGCAUUUAUACAAGCGAAUCCUCCAGAGUCCGUGCAGACUGAUAUAUCGCUGUCGCAGUUUCUGGCGAUCCAAGAAAAAGGUGUUUCUGCGUGGGAGUUUGAGCCGGAAUUGGAAAUCGCCAACUGCUUUGUCGAAGCGAGAACCGAAAUCGAGUUCUUUGACUCAGAGUGCAGUGUACAGAGCAAUCUGCCAGUACCCAAGCAAAACGAAGUGUAUUACUGGGAGGCUAAGAUAUACGACAAGCCGGAGAAUAGCCUGAUCAGCAUUGGUAUGACCACGAAACCAUACCCUCUGUUUAGAUUGCCGGGUUUCCAUAAAACAUCGGUCGCAUAUCUUUCCACGGGACAUCGACGCUACAACCAACCGUUUACCGCAAGCACCUAUGGUCCACCUUACGUGCAAGGAGAUGUGAUCGGGGUAGGAUACCGGCCUCGAACCGGCAGCAUUUUCUUCACACGCAACGGGAAAAAACUAGACGAGAUUGCGCACAACUUAAAGACCCAGAACUUCUUCCCGACUGUCGGCGCCAACGGGCCCUGCCACGUGCAUGUGAAUUUUGGUCAGAUGGGGUUUGUGUUUAUCGAGGCGAAUGUCAAGAAAUGGGGGUUGGCACCUAUGACGGGAAGUCUUGCACCACCUCCACCGUAUGGGAGCGAGCAAGGUAGCAUCCUGCUCGAGACCGGAAGAGAAGGAACGCGGCAGUCGACAUACGAGCCUGGACACUCGAGAACACGAAGUGGCCUGGCAAGGCUUGGUCUCCCAGCUGGCAAUCCUGGGCCCGUCCGGUCAGCCACGGAUAUAUCUUUAGCGCAACUGGCGCAUAUAUCGACACAGGAUUUGCCCAGCCAGGGGAACGCGCUUCUGGACAUCGGAGAUAUACAGAACCAGCCUGUGGAGAAUACGCCUGCUGGGCAGCAGAUUAUCCCGCCUCCCGAGUAUAGCAGUCCUCCAGGGAGUCGAAGGUCGAGUGGGGACGGCGACGAAGACGAGAGGCAAGAGUUGUUGCGCGAACGGACAGGAGGACCACCCAUUCCCACGUACGAUGCUGCUGUGGGCGAAGCGGCAGGACCCAGCCAUACAUGACGAGAUACCCCUGAGCAUGAAAUAAAUAUCCUUUACGAGCAUGAGUGCAAAUAUGACCUGAAUGAUUCCGUUUCCAGUAAUACUACUGUAGCAGGCGUGGUUC
This is a messenger RNA of Cladophialophora immunda, 2068 nucleotides long. RefSeq lists its product as uncharacterized. Gene Ontology annotation, molecular function: protein binding. The record is from RefSeq and is a predicted model, not a curated record. NCBI's taxonomy places the organism in Eukaryota, Fungi, Ascomycota, Eurotiomycetes, Chaetothyriales, Herpotrichiellaceae. The transcript has 3 exons. Bases 430 to 1965 code for a protein of 511 amino acids.